GCCUCUGUGCAAAGGUGAGAGAGAGAGAGAGAGAGAGAGAGAGCUAAAGUACACACAACCUACACAGUGCACAGAUUAGACAGGACACCAUGGAGCAAACCCUGAUGUUUCCCGUGUUGAUCGGACUCGUAGCAGUGUUGGCCGCAGUCAUCUACCUCUUCCUGAACGCAGGGAACUCUAAAAGAAGUAAAAAAGCUAGCAAGGGACCCAAAACUCUGCAGGAUCCCAAUGUUAAAUACUCUCUACCCCUCAUAGAGAAGGAGGACAUUUCACACGACACGAAGAGAUUCCGCUUCAGGCUUCCCUCCUCCCUACACGUGCUCGGGCUCCCAGUCGGUCAGCAUGUGUACCUGUCUGCUAAAGUCAACGGGAACCUGGUGAUCCGAGCUUACACUCCUGUGUCCAGUGAUGAGGACCAGGGACACGUCGAUCUGGUCAUAAAGGUAUAUUACAAAAACACUCACCCAAACUACCCUGAUGGGGGCAAAAUGUCUCAGUACCUGAACGAUAUGAAGAUCGGUGACACCAUCGACUUCCGAGGGCCAAACGGCCUCCUGGUGUACAACGGCAACGGUCAGUUUGCGAUAAGGCCGGACAAAAAGUCUGAUGCCAAGCUGCGGAAGUUUAAACAUGUGGGCAUGAUCGCUGGUGGCACGGGCAUCACCCCAAUGCUGCAACUUAUCCGGACGAUCACAGCCGAUCCUACAGAUUGUACCAAGUGUUCCCUUAUUUUUGCCAACCAGACCGAGAAGGACAUUUUGUUAAGAAAGGAACUGGAAGAGGUUGUGAAGGAUCACCCUGAUAAACUCCACUUAUGGUACACACUGGACCGACCACCACAAGGUUGGAAGUACAGCACAGGAUUUCUGGACGCUUCAAUGAUGAAAGCACACCUUCCUCCUCCGGCGAAAGAUGUGCUGAUCGUGAUGUGUGGCCCGCCCCUGAUGAUCCAGAACGCAUGCUUGCCGAACCUCACCAAACUCGGCUACGACCCACAAAACACUUUCACGUACUAAACGUACCCAUCAGACGCAUUUGUAAAGUAAAUCUUACACUGCACUGGAUGUAAUAUUUCAGAACAUCCUGUAAAUAAAUAAUGCAUAAAUAAAACGUAUUUUAGAUGGAA
Molecule: messenger RNA, 1126 nt
Organism: Clarias gariepinus (North African catfish)
Lineage: Eukaryota; Metazoa; Chordata; Actinopteri; Siluriformes; Clariidae
Product: NADH-cytochrome b5 reductase 2
Exons: 9
Coding region: 90-1016 (308 amino acids)
Cellular component (GO): mitochondrion
Molecular function (GO): oxidoreductase activity; FAD binding
Source: RefSeq, a predicted model, not a curated record